AUGUCCAUGACCGUGGCGGACAGCAAUCAAGCCCGGGAGGGCUUUCCUCGCCCAUUCCCGGACACCCCCAACAACGUGCUCCAGCAGUUUCAGAUGGUGGGGAAGGUGGUGGUGGUGACAGGCGCGGCCGAUGGAAUCGGCUAUGCGGUUGCGGAAGCCAUGGCUGAGGCGAAGGGCAAUGUCGCCUUGUGGUAUAACUCAAACGAUGCUGCUGUUGAAAAAGCCGCGGUCCUUGCGCAGGAGCUCGGAGUAAAGGCGGUGGCAUACAAAGUUGACGUGUCCGAUCCGGAGAGAAUCCAAGCCGCGUUGACGGAUGUGAUUCGUGAUUUCGGGAAGAUUGACGUCUUUGUUGCCAAUGCAGGAAUGGCAAUCUCGAAGCCCCUCCUCGAGCAGACGUUGGACGAGUAUAGAAAGCAGAUGUCGGUAAACGUGGACGGCGUGGUUUACUGUUCCAAAUUCGUCGGGGAUAUUUUCAAGCACCAGGGCUUCGGAAACUUGAUCAUCACCUCCAGCAUGAGCGCACACAUUGUCAACGUGCCGGUCGACCAGCCUGUUUACAAUGCGACGAAAGCGUUUGUGACGCACUUUGGCAAGUCGCUUGCGCGCGAGUGGCGGGAGUUCGCGAGAGUGAACAUCGUCUCGCCUGGGUUCUUCGACACGAAGAUGGGUGCGGGGGCGGACACGCUGCAGGAGGCGUACCGGAUGGCGGUGCUGGGUCGCCAGGGGAAUGUCAAGGAGAUCAAGGGGCUGUAUCUCUAUCUUGCGAGUGACGCGUCGACGUAUAUGACGGGAAGUGAUUUAUUGAUUGACGGGGGGUAUGUUCUUCCUUAGACCUACAGGGAUUGGAGGGGAUACAUGCUGUAAGAUCUGACAAGAUACAAGGUGACCAUUCAUUGGCACUUGAUCCCUGCGGGGCUAGUGGAUGCUUGAAUUGUGUAACCAAUACUAGACAGCUUUAAUAGUUCUUGACUGAGAUCCGAUCUGAUAAGGCCGGAAGUUCG
Messenger RNA from Aspergillus saccharolyticus JOP 1030-1, 1001 nucleotides. Its product is annotated as short-chain dehydrogenase. Gene Ontology annotation, cellular component: intracellular anatomical structure. NCBI's taxonomy places the organism in Eukaryota, Fungi, Ascomycota, Eurotiomycetes, Eurotiales, Aspergillaceae. Bases 1 to 831 code for a protein of 276 amino acids. Gene Ontology annotation, molecular function: oxidoreductase activity, acting on NAD(P)H, oxygen as acceptor. The record is from RefSeq and is a predicted model, not a curated record. The transcript has 5 exons.